CCGUGAGGCAGUUUCCACUUACUGGCUGGCUGAGCAGGCUUGAAUGAAUAGAUAGAUGAGCUCUGAGGCUUGCAGUUGGGUGCUGUGAGGUGCGCUUGGCAAGCUCCGAAGUUGCGACAUGAAUGCACUGACCUAUGAUGAUGUGCAUGUGAACUUCACUCGAGAAGAAUGGAUUUUACUGAAUCCUUCACAGAAGAAUCUCUACAAAGAUGUGAUACUGGAGACCUACAGGAACCUCACUGCUAUAGGUUAUAAUUGGGAAGACCAUAAUAUUGAAGAACAUUGUCAAAGUUCAAGAAGGCAUACAAGGUAA
Molecule: messenger RNA, 313 nt
Organism: Rattus norvegicus (Norway rat)
Lineage: Eukaryota; Metazoa; Chordata; Mammalia; Rodentia; Muridae
Gene: Zfp950l5
Product: zinc finger protein 950 like 5
Biological process (GO): regulation of DNA-templated transcription
Cellular component (GO): nucleus
Molecular function (GO): sequence-specific double-stranded DNA binding
Source: RefSeq, a predicted model, not a curated record